AUGGCUAAGCAAGAAGACUUCAGUGUCUUGAUUGUCGGGGCUGGGCCAUCUGGAUUACUACUGGCGUUACUGCUGGCAAGGAAGGGCAUCAACGUGAAGGUAAUUGAGAGGAGCAGCGAGUACGACAAGCAGCCGCGAGCAAGCUUCUACAGUUACCCGGCGACAUAUGAGUUCAAACGGGCGGGCAUUCUCGACGAUGUCAAGGCAAAAUCCUUCUUCGCCGAUGGUGUGUCUUGGAGACAGAUCGACCACUCCCUCGUGGCUCAGAUCAGAACGGACGAUGCGCCCGAAGACAUGAAAAACAUUUCUCUUCCACUGGACGAGCUGCUACCCUUGAUAGGAUCUCACCUAGACAAGCAGCCCACUGCGGAAAUACUAUGGUCGCACACAGUCACGGCGCUUGGCCAAGAUGACACUCAAGCUUGGGUAUAUGUCGAAACGCCGAAUAGUAACCAGAGGCUAAGCGCCACCUAUCUUGUGGGCUGUGACGGCGGUGGUAGCAAGAUACGGCGAGAAUUAUUUGGCUCCAACUUUCCAGGAAGGACUUGGGACGAGCAGAUCGUCGCCACCAAUGUCUAUCUGCCGGAUCUCAAGAACCAUGUCCCGCCAGAUUGGACGAGCUCAAACUUCAUGGUCAGCCGCGACCACUUCCCUAUGAUCGCACAAAUCAGCAACGACGGUCUGACCAGGGUUACAUACGGCGAGGACGGCGGGUUAUCGUACGAUGAGAUGCGAGCGCGACAGCCAGAGAAGUACAAGGCCUUCGUACCGGGAAAGCCAGAGCCGUCGGAUUAUAAGCUCAUCAACUUUAGCCCGUACAAGAUUCAUCAACGUCUGGCGGAGCAUCUGCGGGUAGGACGAGUUCUACUGGCAGCGGAUGCUGCCCACCUGUGCAACCCAUUUGGCGGCAUGGGUCUCACAGGCGGCUUCGCAGACGUAGGAGGCCUAUACGACUGUCUUUAUGGCAUAUACUCCGGCCAAGCGGACGAUAGCAUCCUGGACAAGUACUCCGAGAUUAGGCGUCAGAAGUACCUCGAUAUCAUUGACCCGAUCUCAAGCGGAAACCUGAGGCGUUUGUGGGAUCCCAAGGCGAUCGAGGAGAACGACGACUUCAUCAAGAAUGUGAAGCGCGCACAGACGGACAAGGAGUUUGCGAACGAGAUGCAGCAGGGCGUUAAAGCGGUGAUGUAUGACUUUACACAGCACUACAAUAAGGCCUAG
This is a messenger RNA of Saxophila tyrrhenica, 1221 nucleotides long. RefSeq lists its product as uncharacterized. NCBI's taxonomy places the organism in Eukaryota, Fungi, Ascomycota, Dothideomycetes, Mycosphaerellales, Extremaceae. The transcript has 6 exons. The record is from RefSeq and is a predicted model, not a curated record. Bases 1 to 1221 code for a protein of 406 amino acids. Gene Ontology annotation, molecular function: oxidoreductase activity; FAD binding.